AUGGCAACUUAUAAAGUUUCGAGUUUGGUUUUUGUUGUUUUGUUAGGUCUGGGGAUAUGUUCUGCUACUAGAGCUCUUUUUGGUUAUGAGGAGAGUGUAGCUGGAUAUGCACAUGGGGGAGUGGAUGUUGGACUUAGUGGUGGUGGCGGAGGGGGUGGUGGUCAUGGCGGUGGAGGAGGAGCUGGGUAUGGAGCGGGGGGAGAGCAUGGUGCGGGGUAUGGAAGUGGGGGUGGUGAAGGCGGUGGUGCUGGGUAUGGAGGUGGGAAAGGAGUUGGAGGCGGCGGUGGUGGAGGUGGUGGAAGUGGUGGUGGAGGUGGCGGUGGUGCUGGUGGUGCGCAUGGUGGUGGAUAUGGAGGUGGUGAGGGUGGUGGUAGCGGCAGUGGUGCUGGAUAUGGUGGUGCAGGGGGAGCUGGCGGUGGAGGAGGAGGUGGUCAUGGUGGUGGUGGCGGUGGAGGUUCUGGUGCUGGGGGAGCUGGAGGGAGUGGGUAUGGAAGCGGUGGGGGUUCUGGUGCAGGUGGUGGCUCAGGAGCAGGAGGAUAUGGCGGUGCAGCUGGGGGUGGAGGCGGUGGAGGCUCAGGUGGCGGCGGUGGAGGUGGUUACGGAGCAGCUGGAGGUGAGCAUGGGGCUGGUUAUGGAAGUGGCUCCGGGAGUGGAGAAGGUGGUGGACACGGUGGCUAUGCACCAUGA
Molecule: messenger RNA, 687 nt
Organism: Daucus carota subsp. sativus
Lineage: Eukaryota; Viridiplantae; Streptophyta; Magnoliopsida; Apiales; Apiaceae
Product: glycine-rich cell wall structural protein 1.0
Exons: 1
Coding region: 1-687 (228 amino acids)
Source: RefSeq, a predicted model, not a curated record